CCUCCUCCCCCUGCACUAUAUCUCUCCCUAUCUCCUUAUUCCACCCCAGUGGAAUCCUGGUCCUUGGGUCCUUAUCGUGUUCCCACAGAGAGAGAGAGGUUAGAGAUGGCCAUGUAAGGGACUAUGGUACCCACUGCAGGCUUAUUAUAGGAGAGCAGAUGAUAAGAUGGGCCAUACAUAUAAACCCUCCCCACUAAUCACACAUAGUCCUGGACCAAGAGAGACAUCGCACCACACACAGACAUGGCCAGUAAGAAGGCUGCUAAUAAGAGACAGAGGGGAGCCCAGAAGAGCUGCUCCAAUGUCUUCUCCAUGUUCGAACAGUCCCAGAUACAGGAGUUUAAGGAGGCUUUCGGCUGUAUUGACCAAGACAGAGAUGGUGUCAUCAAAAAACAGGAUCUGAGGGAAACCUAUGGACAGCUAGGAAAGCUGAACGUAAAGGAUGAGGAGCUGGAUGAGAUGUUGAACGAGGGGAAGGGUCCCAUCAACUUCACUGUUUUCCUCUCUUUGUUUGGGGAGAAACUCAAUGGCACAGACCCUGAGGACACCAUCCUCGCUGCCUUCAAGCUCUUUGACCCAAACGGCACAGGCUUCGUCAACAAGGAUGAGUUUAGACGAUUACUGAUGAACCAGGCUGAUAAAUUCACAGCAGAUGAGGUGGAUCAGGCCUUCUCUGUGGCUCCAAUUGACGUAGCCGGCAACAUCGACUACAAGUCACUGUGUUACAUCAUCACACACGGAGACGAGAAGGAGGAGUCCUAAAGACCCUCUGACACCUGAUAGGGCAGAACUGGAAUCUCCUCUGUGCUCGUCUUUUGCCAAUACACUAAAGAAAUUUCAAAAGUCAA
Molecule: messenger RNA, 848 nt
Organism: Salvelinus namaycush (lake trout)
Lineage: Eukaryota; Metazoa; Chordata; Actinopteri; Salmoniformes; Salmonidae
Product: myosin regulatory light chain 2, atrial isoform-like
Exons: 7
Coding region: 244-762 (172 amino acids)
Biological process (GO): heart contraction; cardiac muscle tissue development
Cellular component (GO): myofibril; cytoplasm
Molecular function (GO): calcium ion binding
Source: RefSeq, a predicted model, not a curated record